AUGAGGAAAACAUUUUCUAUGGCCCCUCCUAGGCGAAAGCUCCGAUUUGUCCUGGGCAUUUUGGUCUUUUCACGCCUUCUUCUUCAUCAUGGCUGGUCCGCUUCCAAAGAUCCGUGUACUUGGAUUAAUGUCAACUGCGACAAACCCACCGGCAAUGUAGUCUCCAUCAACCUCGAUUCCCAGUCCAUCUCCGGCAAGUUCCCUUCUGAGCUCACGCAGCUGGCAUCUUUCCGAUCACUUUCCGUCCAGAAAAAUUCCCUCUCCAGGCCCUUGCCGUCUUUCGCUAAUAUGUCCAGCCUCGAAGAGCUCUACUUAGACAGCAAUGAGUUCAGCUCAAUCCCCCCAGAUUUCCUCUUGGGUCUUCCCAAUUUGCAGAUUUUCAGCAUUUCCGACAAUGGCGAGCUCAGCCCAUGGCAAAUUUCUAGUUAUUUGGCCGAAAGCACAAACUUGGGAUCUUUCUUCGCGAGCAACGCCAGUAUCACCGUCGUCAUUCCUAAUUUCUUCGAUUCUUUCCCUAAUCUCCAAAACCUGAGAUUAUCCUACAAUAACCUCACCAGGUCUCUGCCUAGGUCGUUUGGGAGCUCGGAGAUACAGAAUUUGUGGCUGAAUAACCAACAACUUGGGCUCUCCGGGACUAUUGAUGUGCUUUCCUCAAUGACCCAACUCUCCAAAGUCUGGCUUCAUGCCAAUGCCUUCACGGGUCCGAUCCAUGACCUUUCCAAAUGCGUAAAUCUCUUCGAUUUGCAGCUCAGAGACAACCAAUUGACCGGAGUUGUACCAGUUUCCAUAACGGGUCUUCCGAAAUUGGUGAACAUUACUCUCCAGAAUAACAAUUUGCAGGGUCCCAUGCUUGAGUUUGGAAAUAACGUCAAGAAGAAUCUUGGUAAUAGUUUCUGUAAUGAUAAACCUGGACCUUGUGAUCAACAUGUGACUACACUUCUUGUUGCUGCUGGGGGUCUUGGGUAUCCAAUCACGCUUGCCCAAUCUUGGGAAGGGAAUAAUGCCUGCAACAACUGGUCAUAUACCUGUUUUCCCACCUUCUGUGAACUUUUCUCAUGGUUGCAACUUAUUUCUUGGGAAGAAUGUGAGUACCGGUGGUGGAUCACCGGGUUCAGGUCGGAGUUGAACGCUCGCGUGGAGGAUAUACGGCGGUGA
Ipomoea nil (Japanese morning glory) is the source of this 1155-nucleotide messenger RNA. Its product is annotated as receptor-like kinase TMK4. Lineage: Eukaryota; Viridiplantae; Streptophyta; Magnoliopsida; Solanales; Convolvulaceae. Gene Ontology annotation, molecular function: protein binding. The coding region runs from base 1 to 1155 and encodes 384 amino acids. The record is from RefSeq and is a predicted model, not a curated record. The transcript has 2 exons.